Molecule: messenger RNA, 864 nt
Organism: Quercus lobata
Lineage: Eukaryota; Viridiplantae; Streptophyta; Magnoliopsida; Fagales; Fagaceae
Exons: 1
Coding region: 1-864 (287 amino acids)
Source: RefSeq, a predicted model, not a curated record
AUGAGUAGGGUAUUGGAUCAACUCUCCAAGUCACCUUUCACGCACCACAUAGAAGAGAUUACACUUCCUCGAAGAUUCCAACAGCCAACCUUCGCCAUUUACAACGGCAAAACAGACCCUGUGGAGCAUGUGAGUCAGUUCAACCAAAGAAUGGCAGUCCAUUCUAAAAACGAGGCACUGAUGUGCAAGGUUUUCUUGUCUAGCUUGGGACUAGUGGCGAUGAGGUGGUUCAAUGGCUUAAAGAUGAAUUCCAUAGAUUCGUAUAUGCAGCUAACCCAAGCUUUUGGCUCUCAUUUCGUUACAAACAGCAAAGCUCCUUGGCCUUUGAGUGCUUUGUUAUCGUUAUCCAUGCAUGAUGGAGAAACUCUAAAGGCUUACUCGGACAGAUAUUGGGAGACGUAUAAUGAAAUGGACGACAAUUUUGACGAUGUCGCCAUCAGCACCUUCAAAAAUAGUGUCCCAGUUGAGCAUGGCUUGAGGAAGUCUCUGACUGGCAAGCCCGCCACCAGUAUGCGCCAACUGAUGGAUCGCAUCGAUAAGUAUAAACGAGUGGAGGAAGACCAGCUGCAAGGUAGAGGAAAAGAGAAGGUUAUCCCUCAGGAGAUGAGGGAUUUCAGGUCGGACUGGUAUAACAACAAACGUUCGAGGAGAGAUUUCGUAGGGCAAUCUGGAGUAACCAACACACAGACUGUCAAUGCUGUAUUCCGAGAACCAGUACAUCGGGUGUUGGAAAAAAUCAAGAAUAAACCAUACUUUAAGUGGCCGAAUAGGAUGGCGAGAGAGUCCACGAGGCGCAAUCAGAAUUUCUAUUGCCAAUACCACCAGGACCAUGGGCAUACCACGGAGAACUGUAGGAACCUCUGA